AUGGGAGCUGGCAACGGAGUCGGUGGCCCUGUGGGUGCUCAGGAGAUGCAGGGAGGGGGGGCCGCACCCGCCCAUCAGGGGAACCAGCCGCACGCGACUGAAUACACAUUACAAGGCGAGUCGCUGUCAGAGUCGCAGUCUCGCAGUGUUAUGCGUUUCCUCCAGACCGAAUGGCAUCGACACGAGCGAGAUAGGAACGCCUGGGAGAUCGAGCGCCAGGAGAUGAAAGGGAGGAUAGCUGCUCUCGAAGGCUCAGCCAGACGGGCCGAUGCCACUCAGAAGGCCCUGAAGAGAUACGUCAAUAUCCUCGAGAAGAAGGUUAAAGACCAAGCCAGCGAGCUCAAAAUCGCAUCUUCGUCGUCACAAGAUGCGGACCAUUCCGUGAAGCACCCUCCCAAGCUCGACAGGGCAGCCCUGGUUCAGGAGAAGCUGAAACCGACGAGCGAGCCGCCGAAGGAGUCAAUGGCAGGGUCUGAGGGUUUCUUUGGUGACAGGUUACAGGCUGACGAGGAGCGCGACCGUGAGGAGCUCAGGAACUUCUUGGACCAGUGCCAAUCUGAAUUCUCAUACCUAAUGAUGACACCCGCGAAUCCGAUGCCGCCUCGAGAGUCCCCCCCUUUGCCAUUGAUGGACGACCUCAGAGAAGGAGACUUUGGAUUACCUCUCAACCAACACGACAUCAUGAGGCUAAACCAGAAUGUCAAGGGUCCAGCUCGCCCUGCUCCGAACCACGCGCCUCCCAUGUCGCAAGCCCCCUCCGCCAAUAUGCCUUCCAAGACUCCAGAUCUGCAGUCAGCUCCUAUGAUGAUCCGGUCUACUGAAAACUCCUCGUCAAUGUACUCCCACGAAUGGCCGGCUCCUGGUCCGCCUACGACACGUACUCAAGAGGAAACCCCUUCCAAAGCGAACCACACAAACGAGCUUAGGCAGUCUGAGAAUGCCGGAGGGGCUCUGGAGAAACGAGGCAGCACAGAUACGGAUGGGUGGGAUUUUAGCGAAGGGUCCUUUUCCGACCCAGCGUCUUCCCAGCCUCUACAACCUCUCUCGCACCGUCCGGAUACCGAUGUAUUUCCCACCGCUGAGAGCCUCCCAAAAUCGCCCAACCGCGGCCCCAGCUCCCAUCGAAGAAAAAGCUCAAUGUCGCGCAGAAGAAGUGCGGAACAGGAGCUCUCCCUCAAUGCCAUGGCACAGAAGGCGGACAGUGGAAACUUCAAGCUACGCUAUGGACUGCGCGGUCACCUCGAUGCCGUUCGUACUGUCAUAUUUUCCGGCGGUGGGAGCCCAGGAGAGCCGGAGAUUUGCACUGCAGGCGAUGAUGGUCUUGUGAAACGUUUCCAUAUCCCUCGGGAGAAUCCGAACCACGUGGGUAGUCAUUCAUCCGAUCUUGAUGUACCAGCCGACUUCACUCAUCGUGGACACAGCGGCGCCGUGCUGUGUCUCACGUCUUGGUCGCCCUCGCCCAACUUUUCCACGGGUGGGCGUGCUCAAGGCGACGGUUGGAUCUUUUCUGGCGGUCAGGAUGCGACCAUCCGGGUGUGGGAGCGCGGCCGGGUAGACCCCAAGGCAACACUAGAUGGCCAUACUGACGCUGUCUGGGCCAUCUGCGUGCUUCCUGCCACGCUGGGUGCUAUGUUUGGUCAAUCCAAUCCUUAUGGCAGCCCGGACCGUAUCUUAGUGGUGUCGGGUGCGGCCGAUGGAGCCAUCAAGAUCUGGGCUGUGAGCGCGCCUCCGCAGUUGACAUCCCCCCAGCCAGGGCCAGGAGGACGGCGUGGUACAGGCAGCGGCCGGGUGCGAGGAAACUCGAUGAGCUCUGGCUCACAGUUCCCCAACUCCCCGCAGCCCAGUAUGGCAUCGAACUCACCAUUUAACUCGACUCUUGUUCAUGACAUACGCCGAUCUAAUAGUUCCAAAGCCUCGCCAACAUCUAUCAAACCCCUAUCAGCUACUGGUGAAGCGUUUGUGGUCAGCUUUUCGGAUGCCUCAAUAAUCAUAUUCGAUACCAGAACGGGAGAAGAGAUUGGUUCCAUGGCGAGCCUGGAGACUUAUGAUGGUACCAUGGCUACGAGCGUCAAUGCUGUUGUGGCAACAACGACGAGCCUCGACCAGAGCUCGGGCUCGGGCUCAGGACUCGACGAUGAGGGAAGCGGCCCUACCGGCGGCAGUGGAGGUUCCAGCAGCGGGAUCGAGGGCGUCAUCAUCUCGGGACACGAAGACCGUUUUGUGAGGUUCUUCGACGCCAACAGCGGUCAAUGUACAUACAACAUGCUCGCACACCCAGCGGCAAUCUCGGGUCUAUCCCUCAGCCCGGAUGGGCGGGAGCUCGUAUCGGCUGGCCACGAUGCUAGCCUCCGAUUCUGGUCUCUGGAGAAGCGAACCUGCACCCAGGAGAUCACGAGUCACCGCAUCAUGAGAGGAGAAGGCGUCUGUACGGUAGUCUGGAGUCAUGAUGGUCGGUGGGUUGUCAGUGGUGGCGGCGACGGCAUCGUCAAGGUAUUCGCGCGCUAG
This is a messenger RNA of Anthostomella pinea, 2505 nucleotides long. NCBI's taxonomy places the organism in Eukaryota, Fungi, Ascomycota, Sordariomycetes, Xylariales, Xylariaceae. The record is from the annotation of a GenBank genome assembly.